Messenger RNA from Protopterus annectens (West African lungfish), 3321 nucleotides. RefSeq names its product ADAM metallopeptidase domain 19 (gene ADAM19). Gene Ontology annotation, biological process: membrane protein ectodomain proteolysis. NCBI's taxonomy places the organism in Eukaryota, Metazoa, Chordata, Ceratodontiformes, Protopteridae. The transcript has 23 exons. Gene Ontology annotation, molecular function: metalloendopeptidase activity. The record is from RefSeq and is a predicted model, not a curated record. The coding region runs from base 179 to 2884 and encodes 901 amino acids.
UGUGCGAAGGACAGCUUGGCAGUGGCUCGCCUUUUUGUGCUCUGGUUUUGAAGCUGUGGAUGGACCUAGAGCUGCGGCUACUGCUUGCUGACCUUAUGUACUAGACAUGCUAACUCGCAUCGCAAGGGGUUGUUGUGACGGGCCCCGGUUGUGUCUGCCGGAGAGGAUCUAAUUCGAAAUGAAGGUUUGCGGAAGGGUGUUGUGGAGAUGCGGAGAUGCUGCAGAAGUACAGUACAUGUGGUACUUGUUUGUGCUGUCAGUAUCGUCUGGGUUGAGUGCAUUACCUGUGCAGGACGAGGGAGGGAAAAGCACUGGGCUGGGCCCAGAGCUGACAGAUACCAAACCUACUGCACGGUAUGAAGUAACAAUACCUCAAUGGCUAACACCUGAUGGUGGUCUGAAGAAAUUCAAGGCAGAUGAGGUUCCUUUCAGAGCUGCCAUCAAGUUAACAGCAGAAGGCAAAGAUCUCAUUUUGGACAUUGAAAGGAACAAGGACCUGUUUGCACCAGGCUAUACUGAAACUCAUUACAGUAGUACUGGCAUUCCAAAAACCACUGCUCCUAAUUAUCUUAACCACUGCUUUUACCAUGGCACUGUGCGAGAAAUUAAACAAUCUGGUGUCGUACUGAGCACUUGCCAGGGAUUACGUGGGCUGAUUAUGCUAGACAGCAAUCAAAGUUAUGUGAUAGAACCCCUGGGAGAAGACUUGGACCAGCAUCUGAUCUACAAAGCUGAACAUCUGGAAAUUAAAAAAGGGACUUGUGGGCAUGAACUUUCCAAUGGACAUUCAGAGAUCUGGAAUUCAUAUUUUGCUAAACCUCUUGGGUUUGUACAUAACCGGAUUAAAAGAGAUGGCAUUCAGAGAAUGAAAUAUGUUGAACUUCUACUUGUUGCAGAUUAUGCUGAGUUUCAGAAAGAGAAUGGUUUAACAAAAACUAAGAUGAAAAUGCUGGAAGUUGCAAAUUAUCUGGAUAAGUUUUACAGAUCUCUUAAUGUUAGGGUUGCACUAAUUGGUCUUGAAAUCUGGAAUGAAGGAAAUAGAUGUAAUGUAUCAGAAAGUCCAUAUUCUACAUUGUCUUCUUUCUUAACCUGGAGGCAGAAGAUACUGCAUGAAAAAAGGCAUGAUAAUGCUCAAUUAAUUACGGGUGUACGUUUCACUGGCCAUACAAUUGGAUUGGCUCCUUUAAUGACCAUGUGUUCUGAUUUUCAGUCUGGAGGUGUGAAUCAGGAUCAUUCAGAAAAUGCUAUUGGAGUAGCUGCCACUGUAGCCCAUGAGAUGGGCCAUAACUUUGGGAUGAGCCAUGAUGCCAUGGGCUGCUGUACUGCUGACCCUUCUGAUGGAGGGUGUAUAAUGGCAGCUGCAACUGGGCAUCCAUUCCCCAAAGUAUUUAAUGAGUGCAAUAAAAAGGAUCUUCAAAUCUACCUCAGUAAAAGUGGAGGAAUGUGUCUCUUUAACCUGCCCGAUACUCGCCAAAUGAUUAUGGAGCAGAGAUGUGGCAAUGGAUACUUGGAGGAAGGAGAAGAGUGUGACUGCGGGGAAGUAGAGGAAUGUACCAGCCCCUGCUGUAAUGCCAACAACUGUACAUUAAAAAUGGGUGCAGAAUGUGCAGAUGGAAUAUGCUGUCAUAACUGCAAGCUGAAAACACCUGGAACAUUGUGUAGAGAACCUUCUGGGCCAUGUGACCUCCCUGAGUACUGUACUGGCACAUCAGAGUUCUGUCCAGCUAAUUGUUAUCAACUGGAUGGCUCUCCUUGCUUGAAUGGACUUGCUUACUGCUACAGUGGCAUGUGUCAGACAUUUGAGUUGCAGUGUUCACAGCUAUGGGGAACAGGGGCAAAACCAGCACCAGAUAUUUGCUUCAAAGAGGUGAAUGUUGCUGGUGACAUAUAUGGAAACUGUGGAAAAGAUGAACAAGGCAACUACAGGAAAUGUGAGAACAGGGAUGUCAAAUGUGGAAAGAUACAGUGUCAGAGUUUGGCAGACAAACCCAAAGAGAGGAAUGCAGUUUCAAUUGAUACACAUAUUCCACUGGAGGGUCGGAAAAUAAAGUGCCGUGGUACCUAUGUUUACCAAGCAAGCGAAGCAUCAGAUAUUGUAGAUCCAGGACUUGUGAAAACUGGAACAAAAUGUGGAGAUGCCAGCAUCUGUAUUGAAGGUUCUUGCAGAAAUUCUUCCUUUCUUCAGAUUGAGGAGUGCUUAAUAAAAUGUCAUGGUCAUGGGAUUUGCAAUAACAAUAAAAAGUGCCACUGUGACCCUGGCUGGGCACCACCCUUCUGCAAUACUCCAGGAAAUGGAGGCAGUGUUGACAGUGGACCUGUGCCUUCUGAUGGUAUCUCUUCAGCUGCUGUUGGAAUUACUAUUGCAGUCCUUUUUGUGGCUUCUAUAACUGUUGCUAGUAUAUUCUUCCUGUACAAGCACAGAAGCAGAAUCUCAGUGUUAAAGAGAUGUACACAACCUCAGGAAAACCAGUUCAGUGAGGGAACUUCAGAGCCAAAUGCCUCCAAUGGCCAUUCUAAUCCUGUCUUCCAAAACAAAGUUAAAGAUGGCAUAAGGAAGGCUUUCCAGACUCAUAAUACACCAUUAUUGAAACCUACAACAAAUGCUACUCUCCAAGCAGAAAGCAAACUGGGAAACAUCUCACCAAGGCCAGGAACUUCGUCAGACAUUCUACCUACAAGUUCUGGAACACCAAGAUGCAGUCCUCCAAGAAGACCACCACCACCACCUCCAAAGUUAGCAGUAAAGAAUUGCCAGCAGCCUAGAACAGAUGACAUUACCUCCCCUGGAAGGUCUAAUGUGUGCAAUAAACCAGCAUCUACUGACUGGCCAAGAAAGGUGCUGCCACGUAUUCCUCAGGCAACCAAAGAAACAUAUAGUGCCUAACCUGUUGUCAAGCCAGGUAAAGACAUGUGACCUGAAUACAGCUACAACGAACUGCCAGGAAGCAUUACAGAGUGAAUUGACUAAGCAAUCUCAAAAGGAAAAAUAUUUGCACUAUUAAGAUUUAAUGGCUGGAACGUUGAUUUCUUUGGAAUGGACUUUAGCCUUAUUUUAACUGGAAAUAUGUUUUAAUAUGGUGAAUUUCCCAAAUCCCUUAUUUCACUGUGGUUUCCGAAAAUGAGAAUUUAUCAUUUCCAAAACAUCCAAGCCUUAAAAGACAAGACUCUGUUGACACAUACUUUGAUACUCUAAACAUGACAACAUGGAAAUUAGAAAAAAAACAACUUUUAAUUACCACAAGGUACCUUACUAAAACUUCAUAAUGUGAAGUGCUAUGCAGUUUGACUUUUUUGCUUUAUACAUACAUAUAUAUAUAUAUA